Molecule: messenger RNA, 1827 nt
Organism: Rhagoletis zephyria (snowberry fruit fly)
Lineage: Eukaryota; Metazoa; Arthropoda; Insecta; Diptera; Tephritidae
Product: Glyceraldehyde 3 phosphate dehydrogenase 2
Biological process (GO): glucose metabolic process; glycolytic process
Cellular component (GO): cytosol
Molecular function (GO): glyceraldehyde-3-phosphate dehydrogenase (NAD+) (phosphorylating) activity; NADP binding; NAD binding
Source: RefSeq, a predicted model, not a curated record
GAACUCGAAUGCCCUUCAACUGACAUUGGGCUAGCCGGCUUUCAACUACUCUGGUGGAGCUUUGUAGCGGGAACUUUUUCUUUCUCAGUUGUCUCUUUGCAAGUGAACUGAACGGUAGUUCUUUUCAUAAAAUAUUUAUUCGAAAUCAUUAAGCCAAGUAUAAAGUGAAUAAUGUCCAAAAUCGGUAUUAAUGGAUUCGGUCGCAUCGGUCGUCUGGUGCUGCGUGCUGCCGUCGAUAAAGGUGCUCAAGUGGUUGCUGUAAACGAUCCCUUUAUCGAUGUGAACUACAUGGUUUACUUGUUCAAAUUCGAUUCGACUCAUGGUCGUUUCAAGGGCACUGUUUCUGCUGACAAUGGAGCUCUGGUAGUAAAUGGACAAAAGAUCACUGUUUUUAGCGAACGCGACCCAGCCAACAUUAACUGGGCUAGCGCUGGAGCUGAAUACGUCGUCGAGUCCACUGGCGUUUUCACUACCAUCGAUAAGGCAUCUGCUCACUUCAAGGGUGGUGCCAAGAAAGUCAUUAUUUCGGCACCGUCUGCCGAUGCGCCAAUGUUCGUGUGCGGCGUCAACUUGGACGCAUACAGCCCCGACAUGAAGGUCGUAUCUAAUGCCUCUUGCACAACCAACUGCUUGGCUCCAUUGGCUAAAGUUAUCAAUGACAACUUCCAAAUCGUGGAGGGUUUGAUGACCACUGUACACGCUACAACUGCCACACAGAAGACCGUCGACGGUCCUUCAGGCAAAUUGUGGCGCGAUGGACGUGGUGCCGCUCAGAACAUCAUUCCUGCAUCUACUGGCGCCGCUAAGGCUGUUGGCAAAGUUAUCCCAGAACUGAAUGGCAAGCUGACUGGUAUGGCUUUCCGGGUCCCCACUCCCAACGUCUCAGUUGUUGACUUGACUGUGCGAUUGGGCAAGCCAGCCACCUAUGAUCAAAUCAAGCAAAAGGUAAAGGAAGCCUCUGAAGGCCCAAUGAAGGGAAUCUUAGACUAUACCGAUGAAGAAGUCGUGUCUACCGACUUCGUCAGUGACACACAUUCGUCGGUUUUCGACGCCAAGGCUGGUAUCCCUCUCAACGACCAAUUCGUGAAGUUAAUCUCAUGGUACGAUAACGAAUUUGGAUAUUCCAACCGUGUCGUUGAUCUGAUUAAAUACAUGCAGAGCAAGGAUUAAAUUGGAUAAGAGCAACACAAGACAGAGAAGUAGUGCCCAUUUGGAUUUAAAAAAUACCUUCAACACAUGAAUCAUUUAAAUCCAAUGGACGACCUCAAAACCGAACAGGAACAACAUUUACUGCUUCAAUACUUACAAAAUAAAGUCAAAUGUGUAUAAUACAAUAAGAUCUAAUUAUCGGAAGAAACAUCAACCAAAAUUAUCUGUAAUAAAUGACUUAAGUAAAAAGUUACGAAUAUGAAUUUUUCCUGGUUAAAAGCAUUGUAAAGCAGAAACUUAUAAUCGGAUAGAGAGAAUAGAAGAACGGGCACUGUUAGCAUUACAAAUAUUGUAAACAUACAUAUAUUAUCACAUUUCACUUAAAUUGUUCCGAUUAUCUUACUUUAGCACGUAGUUAAUAUUAUGUAACAUGAAAUAUAUAUGCAUACAGAAAUGGCAAAAAAGGUACAUACAUAUACAGAAAAGCAAUGAAUCUAUAUAAGAAUUCAUUAUGCCGGCACAAAAGCUCACUUCCAUGAGAGAAAUUUGGCAUUUUACACAAGCUAAAAAGAGAUUAUUUAGAAAUAUAUAGAAGUUUUGAGCACCCCAGCGCAUUGUUCUCUACGUAUGUACGUAUGAAAUGCUUAAAUACAAUUUUAUCAUCUUGUUUCGCUUCUA